This is a messenger RNA of Erythranthe guttata (spotted monkey flower), 2123 nucleotides long. RefSeq lists its product as uncharacterized. Gene Ontology annotation, molecular function: zinc ion binding; RNA binding. Gene Ontology annotation, cellular component: catalytic step 2 spliceosome. The record is from RefSeq and is a predicted model, not a curated record. NCBI's taxonomy places the organism in Eukaryota, Viridiplantae, Streptophyta, Magnoliopsida, Lamiales, Phrymaceae. Gene Ontology annotation, biological process: RNA processing.
CUGAAAUUAAAGAAUUACAUAAAUAGAGAAAGGCAGCUGUGACGUUUUGAAUCUCAAAAAUAUCUCCGCCAUCUCUCCAUCUCUCUCUCUCUGUCGCUCGCACGCGCGCACGCAUUAUACACAGCUUCACUGAUUUAUCGCCUUAAAUUUCCAAAUCUUGGCGCGUCGGCUGAGCCCGGUUGCUUUUCGAAUUUUUUUUGGCUGCUCAAGUCUAUCCGAUUCUCAGUUCUCUAGCUGAUUCUAGUCGUUCCUGGAUUUUAGUGUAACUUCACUCUUACUCGGAACAGACUCCGUGCAAUGGAGACAGAUGAUUUGAUCAAACUCCCUGCUUCUAGUAAUUCUGAACAUGGAAGUGAGGCUGAUGAUCCACGUGAAUCCGGUUCUGAAGCCAUUAAAUCGGGUUCUCUACCUGUAAACUCUAAGGUGGUGGACGAAUUCGAUGGUUCAGAAAUGACAGAUUCAGUUUUGGUAGAGGAAAAAAUGACACCUCUCAGCUCUAUACAUGCUGAAAAUGGCACUCUAUCUAUUCAAAAUGAAACCAGUAUCAGCUGUCUUAAGAAAGAAGAAUCAAUUUUAAGUAAAAGGGCGAUGGACGACUCUAGUUCUUUACCUGGUGCUAAGAGACAACGAUUAACUCUUGAUGAACAACAACCUUCAGUGCAUGUAAUCUAUAGCUCUUUGCCGAGAGAAAGUAAGCAAAAGCUGGAAGGGCUAUUACAGCAGUGGUCUCGAUGGCAUUCACAGAGGUGCUCAUCAUCUGACGAUUCAAAUGUAGUGCUGGAAUCUGGAGAGAAGACCUAUUUCCCAGCUCUUCGUGUUGGCUUGGAUAAUUCUUCUGAAGUUACCUUUUGGGUGGAUGACCAAGCAAAGAUACAGUCAACUAAGGAGUUUAUACCAUUGGAUGGCACUUCCGUUCCUCUGUAUGAUCGUGGAUAUUCUUUAGCUUUGACUUCAGCUACUGCAACUUUGGAUGGAGGAGUGGAAAAGUUGGAUACGUCCCGUUGUUUCAACUGUAGUUCGUACAGCCAUGCAAUGAAAGACUGCCCCAAACCACGUAACAAUAUUGCUGUUAAUAAUGCUCGGAAGGAGCACAAUUCCAACCGAUCCAAACAUCCAAAUUCUCGUAACUCAACUCGAUACUAUCAGAGUUCCCGGGGUGGAAAAUAUGAUGGCUUAAAACCAGGUGUUCUUGAUGCUGAAACACGACAACUUUUAGGACUUGGGGAGCUUGACCCACCUCCAUGGCUUAACAGAAUGCGAGAAAUAGGAUAUCCUCCUGGUUAUUUAGAUCCAGACCUGGAGGAUCAGCCUUCGGGUAUUACAAUAUUUGGCGACGAUGAGUCAACGGUCAAGGCGGAAAACGAAGAAGGGGAAAUUCUUGAUGGUAGCUUCACCGAGCCAACUAGGAAAAUGACUGUCGAAUUUCCAGGUAUAAAUGCACCGAUUCCAGAAAACGCAGACAAAUGGCUUUGGGCAGCACCAUCAAGUGCAAACUCGUCUAGAUAUCGUUCGUCACAAAGCAGAUAUAACCACCAAUCAUCUGAAAAUCUUGGCCGAGGGCGUUAUAGUAAUAACACCGAGCAAAGGUGGUCUAGGGACUUGGAAGAAGAAGCGCCGCCACCUCCUCCUAUCAGCAGAUGGCAAUACAGUAAUUCAUUGGAAGAUGAAGGGCCGCCUGGGUGUGAACCUGGAACUAGCCCUUCUCUUUCGAACCAUAUCCGUAGAUAUGGUGAACAUGAUUCUAGUUACUAUUCGCGCAGCCCGCGGGUUGACCCGUCAAUACCGUGGAGCCCCACAUAUGCAAGAUCGUUAUCGGACAGAAGUAGAAGAAGCCCGUCUAGAUAUGGUCAGUAUGGUAAUUUGCCGUAUUCGUCUCCCAGGUAGAAUAGGUAAAGAAUAAUAUUAGCAUCUGGUGAGAUAAAAUAUCAGAUUUUUGUUUUUGUUGAUGACUUUGUAGCACCAGGAUUUUAGACAGGUUAUUUGCUUAAAAGCUAUUCCUGCAAUUAUUGGGCCUUGGCUUUGUUAAUUUGAAAUGAGUGAUGUUUAUGCAGAGGAUGUCUGAAUUUGAUUGUUCAUAAAUCAUAAUUACUUCUUUAGAAAAUUAAUAUUAUUUUCUUUAUUAU